AAAACACUAAAUGAAGAAAAAACAAAAAAGACUAUUCAAUCCAUAUUUUAGUUUGAACUUUUCCAACCAACACAACCCUUCGUCUUUAACAAACCAACCCCUUUCAUCAAAAACAAAUCAAACCCCCCCAAAAAAAUCUAAACUUUUCUCUAUUUUGAUCAGAGGCCACCCAACAUGAUUAUGGCGUCCCUCCAAUCGGACCAGCUUGCUCAGCUGAAGCAAAUCUUUGCUCGUUUCGACAUGGACGCCGACGGUAGCCUCACCCAUUUGGAGCUCGCGGCCCUUCUCCGAUCAUUGGGCCUAAAGCCCACCGGGGAUCAACUCCACGCCAUGCUCGCCAACAUCGAUGCUAAUGGAAACGGCGCCAUUGAGUUCGAGGAGCUGGUUCAGGCCAUUCUCCCCGAUAUCAACGACGAGGUCCUCGUCAACCAGGACCAGCUCUUGGAGAUCUUUCGUUCCUUCGAUCGUGACGGCAACGGCUAUAUCACGGCGGCCGAGCUCGCCGGAUCUAUGGCUAAGAUGGGUCACCCUUUGACUUAUAGGGAGCUUACGGAUAUGAUGAGAGAGGCUGAUACUAAUAACGACGGCGUUUUGAGUUUCAAUGAGUUCGCUACCAUUAUGGCUAGAUCUGCUGCUGAUUUUCUUGGACUUUGAUCAAGUUUUAAUUGCCUAAUUGGGUAGAUCUAAUUGCCUUUAAUUAUACAUAUAUGUAUGAUUAUGCAUUGUAAGAUAAUCUUUUAAUUUGUAAUCCAUGUUAAUGAUGAUGGCGUGAUUUUAUUGGUUUAAAAUGGAUUCAUGACUUGGAGAUAAUCUCACUUUAACUUUUCUCAUUUUAGUUGUAUACAUUUAUUAUGUGACUAUCUAUGAUUCUAUGUACGAGGUUGUAAUGUGAUCA
Messenger RNA from Humulus lupulus (European hop), 895 nucleotides. Its product is annotated as probable calcium-binding protein CML16. The record is from RefSeq and is a predicted model, not a curated record. The transcript has a single exon. Lineage: Eukaryota; Viridiplantae; Streptophyta; Magnoliopsida; Rosales; Cannabaceae. Bases 175 to 654 code for a protein of 159 amino acids. Gene Ontology annotation, molecular function: enzyme regulator activity; calcium ion binding.